CUAUACUUCGGCCCAGUAGGUCUUGUCUCUUUAUGACUUUUAUUCUACUUCAAAAUUCACAAGCAUUUCGUUUUUCCAAAUCCUGCACUCCCGACCAUGGCAAUUCUACCAGUCUUCAACAUUCGCUCUAUUCGACCGAAUUCUCUCCAGGGUCUGGAAUUCUUAUACGUUCCAUUGCAUUAUAGUGUGCACGUUACUUCGACUAUAAUUUCGACCAUCGGUAACUUCUUGUACCGCCUUUGGUCGCCACCCUUGAGGAGAAGUUGUUGAUCUCAAAGUUCGAAGCGCGAUUCAUGCUGCAUUUUGUAAGAAUGUUAUUUCUAAACCGACCCCACAGUGCCACAGUUGCAGAAAAGCCUUAGCAAAGGAGAGGUUAAGGAGGUUAAAGCAGACGCGGAUGCAGCAGAUGAAGAAGAUGUUAGCCCAAGCGAAUGCAGAAGUAAAGUACGAAGACGACAAGGGUCCAUGACCAGGACCAGUCUGGACUUGAGGCGCUGCCAUGGAUCGGGAGGAGGUCGAGGAGAAGCAGGGCGAUGGGAAUUUGAGAAGGGGCAGCAUCAUCAGCAACAGCAACAUAAACAAAACGACCAUCAGAGCCGCAGGAACGGAAGAACCAUGCACUCAGCGAAACCAAACCAAUGUUUGAAUAUCUAAAUAAGGAGGGAAGUUGAACAUUUUAAAAAAUUAUUAAUAUUUUGUAAAGAAAUGCCAUAUCAAAGAUUUUAUAAAAUGCAAUUAUGCAAA
Molecule: messenger RNA, 744 nt
Organism: Drosophila yakuba
Lineage: Eukaryota; Metazoa; Arthropoda; Insecta; Diptera; Drosophilidae
Exons: 2
Coding region: 97-270 (57 amino acids)
Source: RefSeq, a predicted model, not a curated record